Zymoseptoria tritici IPO323 is the source of this 2324-nucleotide messenger RNA. Its product is annotated as ATP-binding cassette family ATPase. Lineage: Eukaryota; Fungi; Ascomycota; Dothideomycetes; Mycosphaerellales; Mycosphaerellaceae. Gene Ontology annotation, molecular function: ATP hydrolysis activity; ATP binding. The record is from RefSeq and is a predicted model, not a curated record. The coding region runs from base 232 to 2115 and encodes 627 amino acids. The transcript is spliced from 2 exons.
UCUCUCGCCGUGAGUUUUGCUACAUACAACUUAUCACUGUCACGCAGCGGACUCGCAACAUUCGCCUAAUAAUUUCAUUUUCCGCGUGCGGAUACGCCGCCUGAAACCCUCACCGCCGUAAUCCUCCGCUGCCCAACGUAGGAGAAAUUCUGUCCCGCACUCCCCACCUUUAAGACGCUUUUUCGCCAAACCUGAGACCUUCCACACCACACCACACAUCACACCCUCAACAUGGUUUCCGCUUCCAAGGCCGCCCGCGAGGCAAAGCGUGCUGAGAAGCCCAAGAAGACCACCACCAGCAGACUCGCUUCGAAAAAUGCGUCCAAGAACGGCUCGGAGGCUUCCUCUGUCAACGGAGACGAUGAACUCGAUGAGAACGGCAACGCCCUCCCCACCGCCAGAGAACAAAAGCUCGCCGACAAGGUCGCGCAAUUGAAGCUGCAAGAGGACCGCGAUGGUAUUUCAGACCGUGUCACAACUGGUGUUCUGGCAUCACUCCCAGCCAGCAGAGACGUCAAGAUCACAUCAGCUUCGCUCGUGUUCCACGGCAAAGUCCUCUUCAACGACACCACCAUUGAAGUCAACUACGGGCGUCGGUAUGGUCUCCUCGGAGAGAACGGCUGCGGAAAGUCCACUUUCCUCAAGGCCGUCGACAAGCGCGAAUUUCCCUUCCCCGACCACCUCGACAUUUACCUGCUCAACGAGGGAGCCGAGCCAUCCGAUUCUGGCGCCCUCGAGUGGGUGGUGAACCAAGCCGAGAGUGAGAUGAAGAGAUUGGAAGAUCUUGCGGAGAAGAUCCUCGAAGACGAGGGUCCGGACAGCCCAAAGCUUGAGGAUAUCUACGAGCGUAUCGAUGGCAUGGAUCCGUCUACCUUCCACACCCGCGCUUCUCUUAUCUUGACUGGUUUGGGUUUCAACAAGAAGACAAUGGACAAGAAGACGAAGGACAUGUCCGGUGGAUGGCGUAUGCGUGUGGCUCUCGCAAAGGCCCUGUUCGUCCGUCCAUCGCUGCUCUUGCUCGAUGACCCCACUGCCCAUUUGGAUUUGGAGGCCUGCGUGUGGCUGGAGGAGUACCUCAAGAAGUGGGACCGCACACUCAUCUUGGUUUCCCACUCCAUGGAUUUCUUGAACGGUGUCUGCACAACCAUGAUUGACAUGCGCGAGAAGUCCAUCAUGUACUUUGGUGGUAACUACGACUCAUACAUCAAGACCAGGAGCGAACUCGAGGUCAACCAGCAAAAGGCCUACGAGAAGCAGCAAGACGAGAUCAAGCAUAUCAAGGAGUUCAUCGCCAAGGCCGGUACCUACGCCAACUUGGUGCGUCAGGCAAAGUCUCGUCAGAAGAUUCUCGACAAGAUGGAGGCAGACGGUUUCAUUCAGCCAGUGCACCAGGACCGUGUCUUCUCUUUCCGCUUCGCAGAUGUCGAGAAGCUCCCACCACCUGUGCUCUCCCUGGACAACGUCACCUUCUCGUACUCUGGAAAAGCCUCGGACAACCUCUACGAGCACCUCGACUUCGGUGUCGACAUGGACAGCAGAACCGCACUCGUCGGACCCAACGGUGUCGGCAAGUCGACUCUUCUCCGCAUCUUCACUGGCAAGCUCUCUCCCACAUCCGGCUCCGUGUCCCGACACACCCACUUGAAGCUCGGCAUGUACAGCCAGCACUCCGCUGAGCAGCUCGACCUGACCAAGUCUGCCCUCGACUUCGUUCGCGACAAGUACCCCGCCAUCUCUCAAGACUACCAAUACUGGAGACAACAGCUCGGAAAGUACGGUCUUUCUGGAGAGUCUCAGACUGCCGUCAUGGGCACUCUUUCCGAAGGACAGAAGAGCCGUAUCGUGUUCGCACUGCUCGCUAUCGAGGGACCAAACAUGUUGCUUCUGGACGAGCCUACCAACGGUCUGGACAUUCCCACAAUUGACUCGUUGGCUGAUGCCAUCAACGCCUUCUCUGGUGGUGUAGUCGUCGUUUCCCACGACUUCAGACUACUUGACAAGAUCGCAAAGGACAUCAUGGUGUGCGAGAACAAGACCGUCACGCGGUGGGACGGCAGCAUUGGCGAGUACAAGGGCCACCUCAGGAAGAAGAUGUUGGCAGCUGGAGGUGUCUAAAUUCGGACACUCACUAGGUCUGGCAACACGAAUGAACUGCAUGCAUGAUGACGGCACUGGGACAGCAACGAGUAGACUUACCGUGCCAUUAUGCCGCAUCAUAGGAUGCGUGGGCUCCGUCAAGCACUCGACUGCAUUGGAUGGGAUAGAAGUGGUUUCGCGGCGUUUUCUGAUAGAUACCAAAAGAAUGAAAGUGCUCUUUUCAGAUG